AUGACAAGUCGUAACCUUGGCACAUUAAUAUAUCGGGAGAUCAUGAAUGAAUCUCUAGACAAUGAUAUUGAAUUGGGUGUCGAUCGGAAUCCAAAUUCUGAGGAAGAAGAGGAUAAUGACGAAACCGAGGAUAGAUAUGACAAAAAUAUGAUGAAAAAAGCUAAUACAAUAUCUAGGAAAAUCAAUAAACGUGCAGUUGUUGAUGUCUUCGAUAACAAUUCAGCUGCUGUAUCGGUACAGAAUAUUUAUCUGGAAGAAGAGGAUCUUAAUCUUUUUUUAACGGGUUAUAGAUUUAAUCGUUAUGGUCUCUAUACUUAUUAUAUAUUGUGUGUCUUGACUGGUGGUGUCUUACUUUUAUUAUCUCGAUGGAUGCCCAAGCUGUGGAUUUGGCUUGUCGGUAAUGUUAGCGAUAUGGAGAAAGCAGAAUGGGUUGUCGUAGAGAAUCAAUGGGGCGAAUUAUCAAUAGAGAAUGUAUUACGCAAAUAUUACGGUGGAACUGUUAUUUCUGUCUUCUCAUUUAGUCAGCUUGAUGACGAUGAUGCAGCUAGACUCACUUCGUUGUCUCCAGACGAAAUUUUAAGUCAAUUGCAAUAUUUUGACUAUCGUUUUAUCCGAUUUAUUUAUAAUCCUUUACUGGGAAAGUUUUUACAAAACAGCUACUGGAAAGAUCCAACAUGGACAUCGGUGAAAUCACUUAAAAAAGGGAUCACUCGAGAAAUAUAUAAUGAACCGAGGCAAAUAUCAUCCGAAGAUUUAGUACCUGGAGACAUAUUCGAGAUAUCCGAUCCAGAUUUGCAUAUAUAUCCGUGCGACGCAGUGUUAUUAUCAGGCGAUU
Molecule: messenger RNA, 835 nt
Organism: Acaulospora morrowiae
Lineage: Eukaryota; Fungi; Glomeromycota; Glomeromycetes; Diversisporales; Acaulosporaceae
Source: the annotation of a GenBank genome assembly